GCGGCGCGCGCCUUGCCUUGGCGCCUCUUCGGCGCCUCGCUGCUGGCGGCGCCGGAGCCGGCGGAGGUGUCGGAGCGGAUCCUGAGCCAACGGGGCAUCGUGAAGGACGAUACCUUCAAGGCCCACACUGACGGCCAUGCCUAUGGAGAUAAGUUCCCAGACUACUUCUUGCUCCUCUGCGCGCAGGCCUGCGAGGAGGGAGGCGGCAACUUCUUGAUCGAUGGCUACGAGAUCUUGCGACAGUUGCAAGAAAACCCUGAGACGAGGUGGGUGGUCUCCGCCCUGGAGCAUCGCCCCGUCAACCAGACCUCGCGGCUCCCAAGCGUCACCCCGGUGCUGCUGCGCGCGGGCGAACGCCGGGCGCUGCGCUGCCGGCUGCCGGGGCCGCCCUCGGCCUUCAUGGCGCAACGGGUGAGUGAGGAAUCUGAGGAUCCGAAACAGGAUGCCCAGAUGUUGGAGAUCUAUCACCAGUCCAUCCAGAAAGCUGCAGAUGCUGCGCAGCGCAUCUACCUGCGACCUGGGGAUGCCUUGGUGGUGGACAACUACCGCAUGUUCCACGGCCGCGACCCCUACCGCGACCAGCGUCGCCUCCUCUGGCGCUGUUGGCUCUGGACGAGCGCCUCCCGCGGGCUGCCGGACGUCGAGGAGGGCGAGCUGCACUCGACGCCGGGGAACGCGCCGGGGGAGGUGGUCGGGGACGAGGAAACCGACGAGGCGACGGCCAAGCGGGCCAAGACCAAACAGUUCCGAAGAGAGCUGACGAAGUCCGAUUCAUACUUUAAGUUUGGCAGGACUCAGAUGAAUGGUGCCAUGGAAAAUCUGAAAAAAGUCAGUGGCAGCGAACUUUUGACAAAGAUCCGACAGAAUGGCUUCAAGCUGACUGUGGGAGACAUCACUUUUGUCCUGGCGGAGUCCUAUGGAUUCUGCUGGGGUGUGGAACGGGCAGUGGCCAUGGCCUACGAGGCGAGGGACUUCUUUCCCGACAAGAACAUCUGGGUCACGAACGAGAUCAUCCACAACCCAUCAGUGAACAAGCAGUUGUCCGACAAGGGCAUGAAGUUUGUGCAGACCAAUUCGGAUGGUAGCAAGGACUACUCCGGAGUGCAGGAGGGCGACGUGGUGAUCCUGCCGGCCUUCGGUGCCUCAGUGGACGAGAUGGCGCUCUUCAAGGAGAAGAACGUGCAGAUCGUGGACACCACCUGCCCCUGGGUCUCUAAGGUUUGGACAAGCGUGGAGAAGAGCAAGGACAAAGGGCACACCGCCAUCAUCCACGGCAAGUACGACCACGAGGAGACGGUUGCGACCAAAUCCUUUGCACAGAAGUACUUGGUGCUGAAGAAUAUGGGUGAAGCGGAGUACGUGGCGGACUACAUUUUGGGCAAUGGGAACAAGGAGGAGUUCCUUUCCAAGUUUUCCAAGGCCAUGAGUGAAGGCUUUGAUCCCGAUGUGGAUCUGGAGUGCUUGGGUGUGGCCAACCAGACUACCAUGUUGAAGGGCGAGACGGAGCUCAUUGGCAAGCUUUUUGAGCGGACACUCAUCAAGAAGUACGGUCCGCAGAACAUCAAUGAACACUUCUUGUCUUUCAACACCAUUUGCGAUGCUACCCAGGAACGCCAGGACGCGAUGUACAAGAUGUUUGGUGCCGAGUACGAGGCGCCCGAGUCCAAAUUGUACGCGGACUUGGAGGGCGAGCAGGUGGGCAUCGAUUUGAUGACCACCAAGAACGCCGAGAAGUUGUCGUCCCGCCAGAUGGAAGCGGACUCCAAGGGAGGUGGUGAAGUGUCCGACGAGAUCCCUGCGAAGGUGGACAUGGUCUUGGUGCUCGGCGGCUUCAACUCUUCGAACACGGCUCAUCUCUUGGAGAUUGCCGAGGACAAAAAAAUCACCGCGUACCACAUUGACUGCGCCGAGCGCAUCGGCGUGGCCGACGGCGAGGCGACGAACCGCAUCCAGCACAAACCGAUGUCGACCUCACCAGCUCAAGCCAUGAUGGAUGAGGGCCUGGAGGUGACCGAGAAUUUUUUGCCCGAGGGACCUGUGACUAUCGGCAUCACCUCUGGCGCGUCCACACCCGAUAACAUCUUCGGAGAUACGUUGAAGCGAGUGCUGGCCGUCAAGGGCCUUGAGGCUUGAGAGGUCCGAGAGGUCCAGGCUGAGAGAGAUCCGAUCGGCGAUGCAUGGGGGUUAAUCCUCUUCUUUAAACAGUUUGCGAACUGGAAAAUCACCAUCUUUAGAAGGUAAAUCAACUAUUUCUAUAGGCAACUUUAGGAGGUAAAUCAACUAUUUCUAUAGGCAACUUUCAAUUUUCUGCUUUAAAAAGGGGUCAAACCCUUGAUUUUUUUCCAGCGUCUGCGGCGGACACAAAGGCCGAACUCUGAGAUUGCUGGUUCGGUAACUCUGGAGCCGACGAAGAUUGAGAAAGUCGUGGCUCUUAAACCGACUCUGCGUUGCCUGAGCAAUGCAGAAAAA
Cladocopium goreaui is the source of this 2469-nucleotide messenger RNA. NCBI's taxonomy places the organism in Eukaryota, Dinophyceae, Suessiales, Symbiodiniaceae. The record is from the annotation of a GenBank genome assembly.